GGUGCUGUCUUUUCAGAUUACAUCAGAUAUGACUAUGUGAAUAGCCUGGGAUAGCCCAAAGGCAGGACAGGAUGUCACAAUAACAUACAAAACAUUUUUGAGGGCAAGGCCAGCAAACCAUGCAGUCAUCAGGGCACCGUUUCCGCGAUGUCGAGCACCACCCGCUCCUGGCCGACAAUGACAGCUACGACUCCUCCUCAUCAGAGGCCGACAUGGCUGAGAGGGUCUGGUUCAUCCGGGACGGCUGUGGCAUGGUCUGUGCCAUCAUGACCUGGCUCCUGGUGGUCUAUGCAGACUUCGUAGUGACUUUUGUCAUGUUGCUGCCUUCCAAAGACUUCUGGUACUCYGUGAUCAACGGGGUUCUCUUUAACUGCUUGGCCGUGCUGGCGUUGUCGUCGCACCUGAGGACGAUGCUGACCGAUCCAGGGGCUGUGCCCAAAGGAAAUGCCACUAAAGAAUACAUGGAUAAUUUGCAACUGAAACCAGGAGAAGUGAUCUACAAAUGUCCCAAGUGCUGUAGUAUCAAACCUGAGCGUGCACACCACUGCAGUAUUUGCAAGCGAUGUAUCCGAAAGAUGGAUCACCACUGCCCGUGGGUGAACAAUUGUGUGGGGGAGAAAAAUCAGAGAUUUUUUGUCCUGUUUACGAUGUACAUAGCCCUAAUUUCAGCUCAUGCUCUCGUGCUCUGUGGGUUUCAGUUCUUCUCCUGUGUCCGAGGGCAGUGGACUGAGUGCAGUGACUUCUCCCCGCCUGUAACUGUGAUCCUGAUGAUCUUCUUGUGCCUUGAGGGUUUUCUGUUUCUCACUUUCACCGCAGUCAUGUUUGGCACCCAAAUCCACUCAAUAUGCAAUGAUGAAACGGAGAUUGAGAGACUGAAGAGUGAAAAGCCCACGUGGGAGCGGAGACUGCGCUGGGAAGGGAUGAAAUCUGUUUUUGGGGGCCAGCCCUCACUCCUGUGGAUCAAUCCUUUCGCAGGAUUUCGGAUCAGGCGACUUCUACUGCGAGGAAAGAAAGGAGGACCUGAGUUUUCUGUCUGAGUCUAACUAUGCUGGAACUUGCAAGAAUCCUAUAUAAUAUUUAUUUUGGGGCCAGAGAAGGCUGUCUGCAUAUAAUCUGUGACCAGGUGAAACUGAUUUCGGACAUUUGCUUGUAGCAAGCAGAGUUUUCUACGUUUAUCGUCACAGACAUCUCAUUAAUUCCGAGACAGGAACUGGAUCUGCCAUGGUCUUAACAGCAGGAUACCAGAGGAAAAGCACGUGGUCACAAUAAAGAAGCCAAAUGUUGUCAUGCUACUGUAAUUUAUUUUCUGAGAUUACUUCCCCAUUUUUUUUUUGUUCAACCUUUUUUAUUUGAUCAACGUUUGGGGAAUUAUCUGUGUGUUUUUAUAACGAGUGUAAGUCCUUGGGUGCAGUUGUCAAUCAUAAGGAGGAGCAUUCUGGUGAAAGUUGAUCCAGAUUUCAGGGAUUGGUGCUUGGUUCAGUCCUUAUUUCUSUCAUUCUCCCACUCCAGGCACACAUUCCUCACGUGCAGGUGAUCCCCAGGCUGGUGCCCAGCAUUGCCCACCCCAGGCACUGGCACAGCCCUGCCCAGCRUCUUCCCAGGCUCACUAAAGCAUCUCCUGUGCGUGGCACUGUCCAUCCCUUGUGCAUUUAGGGAAAGGCAAAACCUUCACUCAGCAGCUUGUGACUCCUGGCCAAAUUCUGGGGGCCAAAUCCUGCCCUGGGAUGUGCAUCUGUGAUUCCUCAAGCGUUGGUUGCAGAGGAACUGGAGCGUGGAUGGUGCAGGGAUGAGUGGGACCAGUGUCCUGCUGUGGGAGGUGACAGAGAAUGUACAAAUCAGGGGAAUUCACUGCAAAAUCUCGUCCUUGUAGGGUCUUGCUCUGCCUCUUUUUUACUGCACAAACUUUUCAGAGAAGGAAAGCUGUUAAUGACCCCUCAAAGACAUCAGAGAAAGGCRACUUCCCUCCUUUCUCAAGUACAACACGUCUUAAAUGUAGAAACAUCUGCAAUAGAACGAGUUAUUUUGAAUUUAACCAUUUCCAACCAAACUUACUUUGAAGAAAUGAGAGCAAUAUAGAUCUAGAACUGCUUUAUGUGGGCCUGACAAACAACGGUAGUGCUAAAAAAUGUUCAUAAAUCUGCAAGUAAUGAAAUGCAAGCUGCAAGUAAUAAAAAUUCAGCUCAAAAGUUGAUCCUUUAAAAAUUACAUUUAGACUAUUUUUUUGUAUUAACCUAUGAAUUACUGACAAWAUAAAGGAUAAAGCAGGAGCCUUGAUGCAUAGCUUGAAAUCGUGCCUAGAAAGUAAAUAGCUCCCUGUUUUGGGACUUGCCUUAAAAUUGUCCUGUUGUUGCUUUUGCUCAGCCAGUGGCACUGGUGCUGUGUCCCACCUGSAGCAGCUCAGCCCUGCYCUGCAGGAGCUGCUCYCUUUUCCAGUGCCCUGCUUCUCCAUCUCUUUGUGGCAUCCCGAUUCCAGCUCCAUCAGCUUCUGCUCCAUGGGGCAGGGGAAGUUUCUGAGGGAUCCUUUUCUUGUCUAUGGCCCCGUGAACAAAACUGUGCAAUACUUUGGGAUUAAGUUCACUUUGCAUGGGGGGUGUGGAGGUGUGGAAUGCUGGAGACUUCCCAGGGGUAAAUCCACAGGUGAGCAAAACUGGGGGAAGCUGGAAGCUCCACAGAUUUCUGUGCAUAUUCACUUGCACACCUUAACGUUUGGGAGGGAAGAAAGUGUCUGGCUUUGUCCURAGGCUCUUACUGUGUAUAUUGUUCAAGGAGAAAAUCAGAAAAUAUCACUCCAGGUGGUUGAACCCUGUGACUUGGCAAAYGUGUGCGUGUGAAAUCCGGUUUACUUGGCUUUUCAAACCCUUACGUUGUAAUUUUUUUUUUAAUGUAAAAAAGAAUAAACUAAUGAAAUGAA
This is a messenger RNA of Malurus melanocephalus (red-backed fairy wren), 2911 nucleotides long. It is a transcript of the gene ZDHHC7, whose product is annotated as zinc finger DHHC-type palmitoyltransferase 7. Bases 120 to 1037 code for a protein of 305 amino acids. Gene Ontology annotation, molecular function: protein-cysteine S-palmitoyltransferase activity. Gene Ontology annotation, cellular component: endoplasmic reticulum; Golgi apparatus. The transcript has 7 exons. Gene Ontology annotation, biological process: protein targeting to membrane; peptidyl-L-cysteine S-palmitoylation. The record is from RefSeq and is a predicted model, not a curated record. NCBI's taxonomy places the organism in Eukaryota, Metazoa, Chordata, Aves, Passeriformes, Maluridae.